Molecule: messenger RNA, 1409 nt
Organism: Neurospora hispaniola
Lineage: Eukaryota; Fungi; Ascomycota; Sordariomycetes; Sordariales; Sordariaceae
Product: CDK-activating kinase assembly factor
Exons: 1
Coding region: 153-1241 (362 amino acids)
Biological process (GO): regulation of transcription by RNA polymerase II; nucleotide-excision repair; positive regulation of cyclin-dependent protein serine/threonine kinase activity
Cellular component (GO): transcription factor TFIIH holo complex
Molecular function (GO): cyclin-dependent protein serine/threonine kinase activator activity
Source: RefSeq, a predicted model, not a curated record
CUUGAAGGGAAACGCCCACUCCUCGGUAUAAUUCAGCAUAUAUUUUUCCUGGCCAUCAUUCAACCUUUGGAAAUCCCACUUCAGCACAUCGAUCCCCGUCUCCUCCCUCGAAGCGAAAUUACCAAAACAGCAAGAAAAAGAAACCACCCACCAUGGCGCGCCCUCUCGACCCCCUCGGCUUCGAAGACGAAAUGUGCCCCGUCUGCAAAUCGCGCAAGUAUCUCAACCCCGACAUCGUCUUCGUCUUCAACCCCGAAUGCUAUCACUCCAUGUGUCUCAACUGCGCCAACCGACUCUUCAACGACGGACCCAAUCAAUGUCCGCACGCCGGCUGCAACAAAACGCUCCGUCGCAAGGGCUUCCGCUCGGCUUUUUUCGGCGACUUGGCCGUCGAGCGCGAGGUCGACAUCCGCCGUCGCGUGGCUGCGGUGUUCAACCAAGUCGAGGACGACUUUGAGACGCUGCAGGAUUAUAAUAAUUACUUGCAGAUGGUGGAAGAUUUGACGUUUGAACUUGUCAAUGGGACGGAUGAGAGGAGACGGCAGGCGGAGGCGCAAUUGCAGGCAUGGGAGGCGGAGCAUAGGGCGGAUAUUGAACGGAAUAAGAAGGCGGGGAGGGAGGCGGAUGAGAUUUCAAGAAAGAGGCUGGCAGCCGAAAGGGAUGCUGUGAGACAGAGGAGGAUUGAGGCUAUCAAGGAGGCGGAGGCGGAGAAAAGAGAGAGGGUGAGGAGUCGCGAGAUGGAGCUGGAUAAUCUGGCCAAGGGAACCACUGCUAUGACAGCGGAGCCGGCGACGAAGGUGCAGCUAAAGAGGCGUGGGCAGGUGAAUCGGGUUGCUGAAACAGCUUCCAACCCUACCAUUGCAACAACGGGAAUGGGCACGGGCGCGUCGGAGGUUGAGCGUUUGUCCAUCCGCGGCUUGAAGGAGAAGCCGAAGGCGCCGGCGCCACAGGGCCCGUACGACCCCUUUGGCGGCAUGGACUUUGCGCCUUGUCGGUACAAGCUACAUGGAGGCUUGAGUCACCCGCUUAUGGAGAAGUACCGGUUGGACAGACAGCACGUUGCUGGUGGGUACAGCUUUGACGACUUUGCGGCGCGCGCCUUGUAUGAAGCGUUUGCUGGGUUGGGUGUGUUUGUUGAGGAUGAGAAGGAGGUUGGCAGUGGUAUUGGGUUGUCACAAGAGACGAGCAUGGCGGCGGGGAUUGCCGCUGUGGGUGACGCGGACAAGAUGGAUUUGGACUGAGAGUGGUUCUGGACCGGUAUGCCCUGGCCUUUUGGUUGGCGGUAGUGGUGUUUUUGUUGCAUAGCGACGGCGUUCACUCAGCGAUUGAAUAUUUUUCUUUUUUCCUCUCCGACGGAUCUUGAUUUCGGAACACACAUGAGGCGGGGCCAGCAUCAUAUAAAUCAACUU